Molecule: messenger RNA, 648 nt
Organism: Dentiscutata erythropus
Lineage: Eukaryota; Fungi; Glomeromycota; Glomeromycetes; Diversisporales; Gigasporaceae
Source: the annotation of a GenBank genome assembly
AUGAACACUUCUGAUUCACCUGUUGCCGAGCCUUAUUACUCUAAACGUCAUAAUGAAGAUAAACGCCAUGAAGUAGAUAAACGCCAUGAAAUAAAACGCGAUGAAGAUAAACGCGAUGAAGAUAAACGCGAUGAAUAUAAACGUGAUGAAGAUAAACGCGAUGAAUAUAAACGCGAUGAAGAUAAACGCGAUGAAUAUAAACGCGAUGAAUAUAAACGCGAUGAAGAUAAACGUGAUGAAGAUAAACGUGAUGAAGAUAAACGUGAUGAAGAUAAACGCGAUGAAGAUAAACGCGAUGAAGAUAAACGCCGUAAAUUAAAACGCUAUGAAGAUAAACGCGAUGAAGAUAAACGUGAUGAAGAUAAACGUGAUGAUAAACGCGAUGAAGAUAAACGUGAUGAAGAUAAACGCGAUGAAGAUAAACGCGAUGAAGAUAAACGCCGUAAAUUAAAACGCGAUGAAGAUAAACGCCGUAAAUUAAAACGCGAUGAAGAUAAACGCGAUGAAGAUAAACGCGAUGAAGAUAAACGUGAUGAAGAUAAACGCGAUGAAGAUAAACGCGAUGAAGAUAAACGCGAUGAAGAUAAACGCGAUGAAGAUAAACGCGAUGAAGAUAAACGUAAACGCAAACGUUUUAUCUUCUUGUAA